AUCUUUUUUCUUUAAGGGACAUGGCUUGCAGUGUGGCAGGCAUAACUUCUGGUGCUAAUGUUCUGACUAACGAACUAAGGCUCAUUGCUCAAAGGUAUUUAUUACAGUAUCAGGAGCCAAUACCUUGUGAGCAGUUGGUUACAGCACUGUGCGACAUCAAACAAGCUUAUACGCAAUUUGGAGGAAAACGUCCCUUUGGUGUUUCAUUGCUGUACAUUGGCUGGGAUAAGCACUAUGGCUUUCAGCUCUAUCAGAGUGACCCUAGUGGAAAUUGUGGGGGAUGGAAGGCCACAUGCAUUGGAAAUAGCGCUGCGGCUGUGUCAGUGUUGAAACAAGACUACAAAGGAGAAAUGAUGUUGAAGUCAGCACUGGCUUUAGCUAUCAAAGUGCUAAAUAAGACCAUGGAUGUUAGUAAACUCUGUGCUGAGAAAGGUAAUUCAUGUCCUAUCCUUUAAUUCACUCCGUUAGACUGAGUUAGGUUUUAACGUAUUAUCCUAGUUCAUUGAAACAGCAGCCUUAUGAAUUAGGUGAUGUUAUCCCUGUCUUCUCACUGAGGACACUAGGGCUUACUGAGGGCAAGUGAGUUGACCAAGGUCAACAUUGGUAAACUGUGGACACACUGUUCUCAAUACUCACAGAUAGAGAUCCUGUACCGUGCUACUUUUAGUUAACAGUUAUCAAAUCUUCUCAUCAAUGGUAUCUUUGCUUGUGUGUAUGUGUGAUAAAACAUAUGCAUGUAGUUAUAUAUUCGUACAUAGGUUUGGUAUUCUUUACCAGAGAUACAACAUUUACAUGGGUUGUGAUAUCCUCUCCUAUUCUUUUGAA
This is a messenger RNA of Cebus imitator (Panamanian white-faced capuchin), 825 nucleotides long. RefSeq names its product proteasome subunit alpha type-4-like. NCBI's taxonomy places the organism in Eukaryota, Metazoa, Chordata, Mammalia, Primates, Cebidae. The coding region runs from base 21 to 455 and encodes 144 amino acids. The record is from RefSeq and is a predicted model, not a curated record. Gene Ontology annotation, cellular component: nucleus; cytosol; proteasome core complex. The transcript has 4 exons.